Messenger RNA from Lycium barbarum (goji berry), 981 nucleotides. Its product is annotated as plasma membrane-associated cation-binding protein 1. Lineage: Eukaryota; Viridiplantae; Streptophyta; Magnoliopsida; Solanales; Solanaceae. The transcript has 5 exons. Bases 202 to 858 code for a protein of 218 amino acids. The record is from RefSeq and is a predicted model, not a curated record. Gene Ontology annotation, cellular component: plasma membrane.
GUUGGCUACAAAAAAAAAAAAAAAAAGGAAGAGUUUUUUUGCUAAUUGUCCACUUAUAUAUAUAACACUAGCACAACAGUUAUCUAUUUUAUAAUUAGAGAGCCAAUAUAUUUGCAAGCAAAGAAGAGAGAUUUCAGUUUUGCUUUCUCCAUAUUCAUAUAUACAUAUUUUCUCUGUGAAUUUGAGUUAAAAGAAACAAAGAUGGGAUACUGGCAAGCAAAGGUUGUUCCAAAGUUCAAGCAGAUCUUUGAGAAAAAUCCCAAGAAGGCUGCUGCUGCAGAGGCAUGCAAGACUUUUGACGAGGCUAAGGAGCAGUACAGCAAAGAGUUCGAAGAGAAGAAAACUGAGCUUCAACCCAAAGUAGUUGAAGUUUAUGAAGCUGCUGAAGUUGAGAUCAAGACUUUGGUGAAGAAGCCAAAGGGUGCAGGGCUGAAGAAACACUCAGCUGGAGUCCAGAAAUUCCUUGAUGAGCUUGUCAAGAUCGAAUUCCCGGGAUCAAAAGCAGUAAGUGAAGCAAGUUCAAACUUUGGGCCUUCAUAUGUAUCCGGCCCAAUUCUCUUUGUGUUCGAAAAAGUAUCCACAUUUAUAGUCGUCACAGAAGAUAAGAAAGAAGACGAGAAAAAAGCCGAGGCCCCAGCUGAAGCGGAAGGUACAACAGCUAAAGCAGCAGAAGGAGAGACAACGGGCGAGGUGAAAGAGAAGGAUAUAGUUAUUGAAGCAGCAGAAGCUAAGAAAGAAGAGGCCUCGGCACCUGCUGACGUGGCAUCAUCUGCUGACGUGGCACCUGCCAAGGUGGAAGAAGCGCCCGCUGCAGCUGACGUGGCACCAGCCAAGGUGGAAGAAGCACCAAAGGCUUGAUGAAUAUAAUAAUUCAAUUUGUGUCUUGUGUCUAAAAAAAAAAAGUUGCUUUUUUUUCUUUUUUCUUUUUCUAUGUUUCAUGCAUGGUUGCUAUAAGAAAGAAGACAGAAACUUGAUUUGUUA